GCCUUUCCUUCCAUUUCGCCCCUUGCCUCCCUCCUCUCCUCUCCUCUCUUCUCUUCUCCCCUGCGAAACCGGCAGCACUCGCAAGGGUGUUCAGGAGCUGGUGGCUUCGUCUCGGUGGCGCACGCUCUCGCCUCCUCCUGCUGCUGCUGCUGCUUGAUUCGUGCUCGUGGUGAAGAGCCGCUAUCAGACUCGGUGGCUGUGGUUCUGCUGGUUCAGAAAUCCUGAGAUGGCUCGUUUCCAGGCGAGGAGCAAUCAAAGGCCGGCUGCAGAUCACGUCGGCCACAGAGACUUCAUGGAUCAUCUGAAGAACACCCUGAGCUCCGGCGACAUGGACUUGCCAGGAGGAGCACGGGCCCCUAAGGCACGCAAGCCAUACACGAUAUCCAAGCAGAGGGAGAAAUGGACCGAGGACGAGCACAAGCUCUUCUUGGAGGCCCUGCAGCAGCACGGCCGUGCCUGGCGCCGUAUACAAGAGCACAUAGGCAGCAAGACUGCCGUGCAGAUCAGGAGCCACGCCCAGAAGUUCUUCUCCAAGGUCAUCCGAGAAUCCUCUGGGGACAACAGCAACAACAGCGUAGGUGCUCCACCGCAACUUCAGAUUCCGCCGCCGAGGCCGAAGAGGAGGCCGACGCACCCGUACCCGCGCAAGCUGGGUAAUUCAGUAGGCAAGGAUGCCUCUGCUGCAAUCAAGCAGCUUCGGAAGCCCCAGUUGCAGGCGCAGUCCCUGUCUGAGCAGGAGAACUGCUCCCCAAAAUCUGUGUUGACCACAGCACAGAUGUGCUCUGAGGCCCUGCCAGCUGAAGGCAGUGGAUCACCGGCUUCCUCCGUUCACAUGGAGGACAAAUGCCUCACACCAAACACGUCAGUCGGGGAGUCAAGUGUGCAAGUGGCACUCUCCACGGAUUCCAACGACGCGGCCUGUGAGAUACCCGAAGCCGAAGGUCCGGUUCUUAGGCUAUUUGGCAAGAGGGUUGUGGUUAGUAAUUUAGACCAGCAGCCAAGCUCCAAUACUGGGAGCCUACAACACGCGGCGGACAUGGAACUGGAUGAUGCUUCAGCCGAGACACCAACCAGUGGAACUGGGAAGCUGUCUUCCCAUGCCGCAGAAGAAGCGGAGACAUGGUGCCCGUGGCUGGUCGGUAGUACACAGCAGUUUCUGUACUAUCUCCCUCGGGGAGAGGUGUUCUCUAUGCAUCCUGGUUGCCAGUUCCUAAACUACGGUAACGGAAGCAUAUCCUACACAGCGUUGGACGCACAGACAGUUACCUCAAACAAGCAGCGGAGCCGGCCAUGGACGGAGUCGAUCGAAACCUCCAGCAGCGUGCCUGGAACAGCUCAGAAUUCAGAUCCUGCAGAAUCUACGAAAGUAAACAGAGGUGAAGACAAAGUGGCUGUACCCGUUCCAGGUUCAAGGAAAUGCGCGGGCGCAAUUCCAGCCUGCCGUCGAGGUUUUGUACCGUACAAGAAGUGCACAGCUCGGAGCAAGGUGCUGCAGCCGGUGGCACCUGGCGAGGAGGCAGAUAGAGAGCUGACAAGGCUGUGCCUGUAGAAUUCUGGGCCCUUGCCACCCACCUCUACUCUGUGGAUAAUUUUUGCUGCUACUCGAACACAUAUGACUAGUACAGUACAGCAGUGCAGUACUGAUGUUUUGCAGGAAGACCAUUCUGGUUCUCUGCUGCUACUUAUGAGAGGCGGAUUGGAACUGAAGCAGCCUUCCACAAAUGGAGGCGACUGUGGGUUCCUGUCUGCCAUUGUAUAGUUCGGGACUAGUGUUUCCAUUUUCAUCUCGAGUGUUGUAAUUUUCCCCUAGCUGUGCAGGUUCAGAGGUCAAUGGUUGUCAUGUGCUGUAGCAAGUAAUGUAAUAGUUGUAGUAGAAGACCACCUUGUAUGAGCUAUAUAUAAUUAUAUAUGUAAAUUA
Messenger RNA from Zea mays, 1918 nucleotides. RefSeq lists its product as uncharacterized. The record is from RefSeq and is marked validated. The coding region runs from base 227 to 1549 and encodes 440 amino acids. NCBI's taxonomy places the organism in Eukaryota, Viridiplantae, Streptophyta, Magnoliopsida, Poales, Poaceae. The transcript is spliced from 6 exons. Gene Ontology annotation, molecular function: DNA binding.